This is a messenger RNA of Aspergillus calidoustus, 474 nucleotides long. The record is from the annotation of a GenBank genome assembly. NCBI's taxonomy places the organism in Eukaryota, Fungi, Ascomycota, Eurotiomycetes, Eurotiales, Aspergillaceae.
AUGCCUGCAAACUCCCUCCCAGACCCUAGUCUGAUGUUCCUCUACCUGUGCCUGAUCCACUCGGACUACACCAAGAUCGACUUCAAAGCCGUCGGCGCCGCAACAGGCCUGAAAGGCACCGCCGCACGCAUGCGCCACUCACGCCUGAAGAAGCUUAUCGAGAGCGGGAUGAUCAACGGCAAAGUUAAUCUGAAGCCUACCGACGGAGCCACUGACGGCCUUGCUUCGUCCCCUACUCCUGCUUGUACCACUAUGGGCGCCGGCGCGGGCGAUUCGACUGAAGAGGACGAGGAGAUGGUCUCCGCUCCUGCAUCUCCGCAGAAGAAGAGGAAGGUGGCUACGCCUAUGGCAAAGAGCAAGAAGUGUGUUGAGAAGAGUUUGAAGAAGAAGAAUGUAAAGGCCAAGGCCAAAACGGUCCAGGAGGAUAGCGGCAUUGAGGAGGCCACUUAUAAUCUCAUGGAUGAGGAGAUUUAG